AUGUUGAAAAGAUUCCCUACCCCUAUCCUUAAAGUAUACUGGCCUUUCUUUGUGGCUGGCGCCGCAGUGUAUUAUGGUAUGAGUAAAGCUGCUGACCUUUCUUCUAACACGAAGGAAUUUAUCAAUGAUCCAAGAAAUCCCAGAUUCGCAAAAGGUGGAAAGUUUGUGGAAGUUGAUUGA
Molecule: messenger RNA, 180 nt
Organism: Saccharomyces cerevisiae S288C
Lineage: Eukaryota; Fungi; Ascomycota; Saccharomycetes; Saccharomycetales; Saccharomycetaceae
Gene: ATP18
Product: F1F0 ATP synthase subunit i
Exons: 1
Coding region: 1-180 (59 amino acids)
Biological process (GO): proton transmembrane transport; proton motive force-driven ATP synthesis
Cellular component (GO): proton-transporting ATP synthase complex; mitochondrial membrane
Molecular function (GO): proton transmembrane transporter activity
Source: RefSeq, marked reviewed